This is a messenger RNA of Gekko japonicus, 729 nucleotides long. RefSeq names its product mid1-interacting protein 1-B-like. The record is from RefSeq and is a predicted model, not a curated record. NCBI's taxonomy places the organism in Eukaryota, Metazoa, Chordata, Lepidosauria, Squamata, Gekkonidae. Gene Ontology annotation, biological process: regulation of lipid biosynthetic process. The transcript has 2 exons. Gene Ontology annotation, cellular component: cytosol. Bases 39 to 413 code for a protein of 124 amino acids.
GCAAAGUUCAAACCUCCCAAAAGACUCUCCUUGAAGCCAUGGAAGAAUAUUUCUCAGCUGUAUGCAGGAUGGAGCAAGCGGUCCUGUUCCCCAGCCUCCUCCGGGGGAUAUUCUUGGACAAGACGGACGACCCCACGGAGGCCGACUCCGUGGAGAAAGACCUGUACGAAUAUUUCAUGAUGUUGAAAUCCAUCAAGAGGCUGGUGGAAGGCGGGCUGGCGCCUCUGGAAGGGCAGGACCCCAGCAUCGCGACCCGGCUGAGGGAACAGGAGGACCAAGAGAACGCCGACCUGGAAGGAUUCUUUUAUUACCACGUCUCCAACUUGUACCGCAUCCUCACCCAGCUGACCAGAAGAGCUGAGGCGGUGACCACGAAGUACAAUGAACUUAUGGGGCAGAUUUACCAGAACUGAAAGUUUCUUGGGCGGUGAGAUGCAUACUGUGAAGAGCAAAGGUAAUUUCAACCAUUCCUGUCUGGAGGCUGCAUAGAGACAAUUUCCAUCCGUGUGCCAAAACGCCCUCUAGGGGACUGCCAGCACAUUGCAACAGCAGGAAGACCACCAAAAAUAUUAUAAUAUUUUAAGUGUAACUUAUUAUUUAUAUCUCUGACCCAAAAUGGUCUGCACCUGCUCUGCUAAUCGCACCGCAACUGCUUUCUAAUAUUUGCAGACUUCUUGCAGAUGACCAUUUUAUAUUACUUUGAGCACGGAUGCUCUCUGUCAAUAAAGU